Conger conger (European conger) is the source of this 4038-nucleotide messenger RNA. RefSeq names its product cryptochrome-1-like. Gene Ontology annotation, molecular function: DNA binding; FAD binding. Gene Ontology annotation, biological process: circadian regulation of gene expression; negative regulation of DNA-templated transcription; entrainment of circadian clock by photoperiod. The transcript has 15 exons. The record is from RefSeq and is a predicted model, not a curated record. The coding region runs from base 172 to 2163 and encodes 663 amino acids. NCBI's taxonomy places the organism in Eukaryota, Metazoa, Chordata, Actinopteri, Anguilliformes, Congridae. Gene Ontology annotation, cellular component: cytoplasm; nucleus.
CCUUUUGUAUCUGUUAGGCAACUAGGCAAGCCAACGACACAAGGCGAGAGAUCUGUACGGACUGGGUUAGUGAACGUGGUACUAAACUAUUAAUUCAAAUUACAGGAAGAAAUGCUACAUGCUCUGGGUAUGACAUAGGCAAACUCCCUGCGGAACAUUUUAAAGUUGAUUAUGGCACCAAAUUCCAUCCACUGGUUCCGUAAAGGCCUCCGUCUCCAUGACAACCCUGCACUUCGGGAAGCCGUGCGUGGGGCGAACACAGUGCGCUGUGUCUAUUUCCUGGAUCCUUGGUUCGCCGGCUCCUCAAACCUAGGAGUCAACAGGUGGAGGUUCCUGCUGCAGUGCCUGGAGGACCUGGAUGCCAGCCUCCGCAAGCUCAACUCCCGGCUCUUCGUCAUCCGCGGACAGCCCGCCAACGUGUUCCCCCGUCUCUUCAAGGAGUGGAAGAUCUCACGGCUGACAUUCGAGUACGACUCGGAGCCCUUUGGGAAAGAGCGGGAUGCCGCCAUCAGGAAACUUGCAAUGGAGGCCGGCGUGGAAGUCAUCGUGAAGACCUCCCACACACUCUACGAUCUGGACAAGAUCAUUGAGCUGAACGGCGCACAGCCGCCCCUGACGUACAAGCGCUUCCAGACGCUGAUCAGCCGCAUGGACCCGCCGGAGAUGCCGGUGGAGCCCCUGUCGGAGGCCUUCAUGGGCCGCUGCACCACGCCCGUGACGGACGACCAUGGCGACACCUACGGGGUGCCCUCUCUGGAGGAGCUGGGGUUCGACACAGAAGGACUGGCUUCAGCGGUCUGGCCAGGCGGUGAGACUGAGGCUCUGACCAGGAUAGAGAGACACCUGGAGAGGAAGGCGUGGGUGGCGAAUUUCGAGAGGCCCAGAAUGAACGCUAACUCUCUGCUGGCGAGCCCCACGGGGCUCAGCCCCUACCUCCGCUUCGGCUGCCUGUCCUGCCGGCUCUUCUACUUCAAGCUCACAGACCUCUACCGGAAGGUGAAGAAGAACAGCUCUCCGCCCCUCUCCCUCUACGGCCAGCUCCUGUGGAGGGAGUUCUUCUACACGGCCGCCACCAACAACCCGCGCUUCGACAAGAUGGAGGGCAACCCCAUCUGCGUGCGGAUCCCCUGGGACUGGAACGCCGAGGCGCUGGCCAAGUGGGCUGAGGCCCGGACGGGCUUCCCCUGGAUCGACGCCAUCAUGACCCAGCUGCGGCAGGAGGGCUGGAUCCACCACCUGGCCCGGCACGCCGUGGCCUGCUUCCUGACCCGUGGGGACCUGUGGAUCAGCUGGGAGGAGGGCAUGAAGGUGUUCGAGGAGAUGCUGCUGGAUGCAGACUGGAGUGUGAACGCGGGCAGCUGGAUGUGGCUCUCCUGCAGCUCCUUCUUCCAGCAGUUCUUCCACUGCUACUGUCCCGUGGGCUUCGGCCGCCGCACCGACCCCAACGGAGACUUCAUCAGACGGUACUUACCGGUCCUCCGCGGGUUCCCAGCUAAGUACAUAUACGACCCCUGGAACGCCCCGCACUCCGUGCAGACGGCCGCCAAAUGCAUCAUCGGCAUCCACUACCCCAAGCCCAUGGUGAACCACGCAGAGGCCAGCCGGCUCAACAUCGAGCGCAUGAAGCAGAUCUACCAGCAGCUCUCCCGCUACCGAGGCCUGGGCUUGCUGGCCUCUGUGCCUUCCAACCACAAUGGAAACGGGAAUGGGCAUGGAAACGGGAAUGGCGGCGGGAACGGUAGUGGAAACGGGAAUGGGAAUGCCGGCAUGAUGGCGUAUUCCCCCGGGGAGCAGCAGCAGCCGAACUCUGCGGGCCACGUUGGAGCAGCUGUGCCUGUGGCUGGGAUGAAUGGGAACAGCGGCAUUCUGUUAAACUUCUGCAGAAACGAGCAGCCAGGACCGAGUGCAGCUCAGCACGGCUACCAUACUGUGUCAGACCCAGGCCAAGGGAUCGCCAGUCAUCGGCUUUACCCGGUCAGCAGUUCCCACGAGUUUGCAGUGCCCCAGCACCCAGGACGCUCCAGUCAUGUGACGGGGAAGAGGGAGCGGGAGUCGGAGCGGGACACGGGGGGGGACAGUGACACACCGUCCUCCGCUCUCAAGAUGCAGAGGCCCAACAGCGAGAAGAGAGAUCUCCAGGAUAUGAACUUGACACCAUACUGAACAUCAAAGAAUAAUCAUACCCUGCAGAACAGAUUGAGGACACCAAGCAGAUAUUUACAGGACUUUUCUUUUACUUCUGCAGGGAAAAACUCUUUAAAUUCCUUGGUUUUGAGCACCAAGAUAAUUAUUUAGCCUGCAAGAAGAAAAUUGGACCUCUUUAAGGGGAAAAAUCUGAACUGAAAAUUGGAGACAAAGGCUGAAACUCCGGCCAAGCUUUCAGUUUGAACAACAGCACACCUCUGGGAACGGUCUGGUGACUGAUAAAAGCUGCCUUGUGCUUGGUGAAACUUCAGUUUACACAGAACACUGGUAUCCUUUUACGAUAGAUUACACCAGUGCUGAUUUAAUGAAUUAAAUGAGGCGCAAAUCGUCUGGCGUUUUCAUCUGUUGCAAGUAAUGAUGGGACGGACUUCAUGAAACAAAAUGGGAGGUGUCUUCUGCAGUGGAGACUAAAGUGAGCGACUGGUCAUAGUGCGUGAUUGACCGUUCACAGCAGCUCUGUGCAUAAUGUGGUUUAAGAAUCCAGCAGACUCCCUUCACUCAGGAAGCAACCCCUCUAUAUGUGCUGAAAUGGAUGGACGAUAUACAGCAACCAAAAAGCAUCUUUUAGUUGUGUGACUACAUUCAAGGCCAGGAUUCAUAAAGCUUUCAGAGCAGACGUUCAGAAAUGUAGAUCAACACUCUUAGAUGCUUGUGAUGAAUUUGGGCCGUGUUCAUUUGGUUACAUUUGUCCUCAACUUGACUGGCAUUCUGUCAGGAUUUGCAGACAGGGUCACAUUCCACUGUAAACGCGUCCAACCUUCUACAUAGACAAAUUAUUUGUUUAUAGGAGAAUUACACUUGCCAGAAAAAAUAAAAUAAAAAUUAUAUAUAUAUAUAUAUAUAUAUAUAUUGUAUUUACUGACUUUGUAGGAUAGUUGAUUAGCCUUACCAUUGUAAAAACAAAUGAUGCACUUUGAGAAUUAAGGAAUAAGCCAAUGACAUGUAAACGUCUAGUGUAAUUCUAAAGCUUCAGUGUAAUUCUCCCACCCAAAACUUUCAACGGAUGGAUGCAUUUCACUGUAGAAAGCAGAACAUCUCGGAACCUUUGUCACGAAUGCCCAUCCAGUAAAGCUUAGGCUUGCAAUCUAGAACAAGUACAGUACUGGAAGGCUUUUACUGUACUUGGGCUGUGUUAAAAGUCAAGUGUUUACACCAAGUGGCGUCCAUCUUUCCAUGAACCUGUCUGGACACCUCAUACUAAUGUGUACUUAUUUUUAAUCUUAAGAGCAAGUUGAUUCCAUAGCAAAGGAUGGUCAACAUUCCAGAGCAGAAAAGCUAGGACUCAAAGGAAAACUGCCUCAAUGCCAAAUAGUACUUCAGGGUAUUUUCCAAGUCCAAAAAGCAGUCUCCCAGUCUGGUUAUUCCUCAGUGGUGGCUGUAUCUUAGUACUGGACAUGUCCACCAGGUACUCCAUUUCAGCACAUCAUAGACUGCUUAGGAGAAUCAUGUGGGUCUGCUUUUCAAAUCAACUAAACCCGCCAACAUGUUUUACCGGUUUUAUUUUCUUUAAAUGUAGAUAUCUUUUUGUAUGUAUAUAUUAUAUACAAAUAUGUAUAUAAUUUCUUUUUCUUAUCAACUCCUCCAAAACUAUAAAUAUGUAUAUUUAAAGUUGUGUAAAAUACUUGUAUUACUUAACUUUUCAUAUGAAUUGUACGUGCAGUUUUACCUUCAUAUAUUGAUAAUGUAUUUGUACAUGUAUUGAACAUGUUUGUAUAUGUGAACAUAUAUACCGUAUGUACAUAAAUGUAAAUACACAAGUGUAGACUAGAAAUGUUUGAAAAAGCAGUUUUGUGGCACCUGAAGUGAUUCAAAUAAAGCGUCUGCUUGUCAUGG